AUGGUUUCAUCUUCAGGAGAGAAUAGGGUCAUUCAUCCUGGACCAGAUGAUCCUUCAUUAUUGCGUUUACAGAAUAUUCAUGUGUCUGAACAUAUUUGGGAUAGUCGGGAUCAUCCUAUUUUGAAGGUUAGGAAGAGUCAAUUUAUUCCACCUGGUUUGGAUGGUGUUCCAGAGGAGAUCCUUCCACAUUUAGAGCUUGCGAGAUUUACUGGGAUUGCUCACUAUGUUACACCUAUUGGAGGUAAUUAUGCUAAUAUUCUUGAGGAGAGCCUAGGGAUUAGACCAUCACGUGCAGAUUUUGUUGGUAGCUUCUUGAAGACAAGUUGGCUAGACCAACAUUUUACCCAUGUGGCAAUGCAUGCACAGAAUCCUUUACACAUCACCCGAUUUGCUAGGGCUUAUAUGUUGCGGUUGAUUGGGGUUAUAUUAUUGAGAUUUUUGUAUAGAGAGCUGUGUAUGGCCACCAACAUUGAUCGGCAUGGUUUAGGUCGAUUAGCUGCAUUACUUGUGAUGUGGUUGGCCAAUCAAAGGAAUAGGAAAGGGAGGAAAGACAUAUCUUAUUAUAGAUAUAAAUUUGACAUGCUUACUGGUGAAGAGAUAAUUUGGCAACCAUAUUCUAUUGAUUUGAUUAAUUCGUUACCAGUUAUAUGUCGUGAGGGGAUGGAGUUGUAG
This is a messenger RNA of Abrus precatorius (Indian licorice), 672 nucleotides long. RefSeq lists its product as uncharacterized. NCBI's taxonomy places the organism in Eukaryota, Viridiplantae, Streptophyta, Magnoliopsida, Fabales, Fabaceae. The transcript is spliced from 5 exons. The coding region runs from base 1 to 672 and encodes 223 amino acids. The record is from RefSeq and is a predicted model, not a curated record.